UUGGCAAUACAUUCAGUUUCCGGGGUAGCCAUCGGAGGAAAAAAAACAAUUCAAUACAAUUCCAAAACGUGGAUAAUUAUUAAAUGUAUUGACUGUUAACGCUAGAGACAUUAAGGUACACAGAGACAGUUUUAUUCAUGUCAGGAUAAACUCUUCUCAGUGAACUUUGAAGCUUCUCGGGCUUGCUAGCCAGGCUAGCUUUGCUAGCUGCCUGCUAACAAAGAGACCCGGAAGUUAUUAACACAUGGCUAAGCAACGAUCAUGUUUCAGUGUGAAGGGUGGUGGUCGUGUGAAAACGUGUAAAAGUACAAAAGCCUGAGAGGGUUCUUGGAUCAGCGACAAACAGCAACUGUUGAAGAAAUAUUUGUCGUGUGAAAAGGAACGAUAGAGGAGCACGAGGACGGCCUUUUUGAACAAAAGAGGAGAACGGGUGAUCACGUAAACUACUGCAAGCUGUUUCCAAGAAGCCUCAAAUGGUGUUACACAGAGCAGACAUCAGUGAAGAACAUCUUCACCCUGAGCAGCUGGGGUGGAACUCCAGGAUGGAACAGGAGGAGCCACAGCCGCCAUACAUUAAAGAGGAAGAGCCACAGCCACCCCGCAUUAAAGAGGAACAGGAGGAGACCCAGUCCCCCUACAUUAAAGAGGAAGAGGAGGCUCGCAGCAUCAGUCAGGAGAGAGAGCAUUUUGAAGGACUGGAGGAGUUCCCAGUGAUUGGUGUCACUGUCAAGAGUGAAGAUGAUGAAGAUGAAAGUGAGGAGAAGGGAGAGGUGGAGCCUCCAGGCAGCAGCUCAACUCAACACAUGACAACAGAAGCUGAUGGAGACCACUGUGGAGGAUCACAAGCACACGACCUCUUAGCCCCACUAUCGGAUAGCGACGACAUCACGUCACACUCUGACACUGAUGAUGAAGACUCUGAAGCCGACAUGACGUGUCACACUGACAACACACGCUGGAAAUGUUCUCUUUGUGACAAAACGUUUGUUCACAAGAUAAAUCUGAAAAUACACAUGAGACGGCACACAGGAGAGAAACCUUUCGCCUGCUCAGUUUGCGGUAAAAGAUUCUCUCAGCAGUCCAAUUUGAAAGUACAUUCAAGAAUACACACCGGAGAGAAACCUUUUCCUUGCACGGUUUGCGGUAAAAGAUUCAAUCAAAAAGGUGAUUUAAAAACACACACAAGAAUACACACCGGAGAAAACCCCUUUUCCUGCUCAGUUUGUGGUAAAGGAUUCAUAAAGAAGACAAAUUUGAAAGUACACACAAGAAUACACACUGGAGAGAAACCCUUUUCCUGCUCAGUAUGCGGUAAAAGUUUCUCUCAGAAGAUAGCUUUGACAGUACACACAAGGACACACACUCGAGAGAAAAAGGCUUUUCUUGUUCAGCGUGUGGUCAGCGAUUCACACACAGUACAAGCUUGACUGAACGCAAACGAAUCCACAGUGGGGAGAAAGCUGGAAACUUUUUUUAAAGGACGCAUACAGCUGGAUUUCAAAGAACACAACAUGGGAACUAUGAAUAAGCAAGACAGUAUUACUCUUUAAAAAAAAAAAAAAAAAAAGAAAAUAAUGUGCAAAAGAACGACUUCUAACAUGACUAACUGAUAUUGUGAUGAAAUGUGUUUGACCCUUAAUAAAAGAAACAGACACAAGGGGUUUGUAUCAAAACGGUAUCCAAUGUAAGAAAAAAAAUCUAAAAUCAGUCAGCUAUAAUUAUAUCAUAAUAUAAUAUAACUAUAACAUGCUAGCAAAUAUACCUAGUGGGUAUUCCGUGAAAUUGGCUCAGCCAACCCACGCUUUGUGCUCAAGAUGCAGCUCUACAAAACCUAAAAUCCCCAAACAGAAUUAAACGAUACUGCAAAGGUGGUUCUCAACUUACUUUGUCAAGUCCGGUUCUCAGCUCUGUGCUCAGUCCACGUUUACAUAAAAGGGGGCAUUUGACCAAAAAUGAAGUGACCCCAGUGUAUUUUACACAAGAUGAGUCAGUAGUUGUUAUGGAGCAUUAUAAGGAGUUCAAAAAGAUUAUCAAUGCCAAAAAGCAACUAUGUCGCCACCAAUAGAGCGAGGGAGGACAACUAUCUUUUCAUUUUCUAAUAUAGUUGGGAAACAAUUAGGCACCAAAAACAAUGUGAUUUUGAUUGUUUUGGUGUCCAAAAGUAUAUUAGUGCGUGUGUGAAGGUAUAAACGAGAGGAAUUAAUUAAAUUUCUUUGUAGAAAGACACUUAAUAAAAGUAAGUACAUUUACUUGUAUUCAUUUACAGCGCAGCCUUCACACAUCCAAUAUGGCGGUGACGUUUUACUUAUCGCAGCAGUGGACAAAUCCACUCUAUGCGGCGUCUAUCUACAGGUCUAUCUAUAGUUACGCCCUCUGCAGCCCACACCUUGAAUAAGCAGCUCAGAACUUGUCGCUACAAUAUCAACAAUAUAAUGUGAAUGAAACUAAAAUUAAAUACAUAUUAUGAACCACAUUAGAAUAGCCCCGUAAUGUAACUUCAAACAAAAUUCAGUUCUUUCACCAAAAGCUGCAAAUCAACAAUGCCUGUGAGUACCGGGGCCGCCAUCUUGGAAAUACAUUCCAUUUCCGGGGUAGCAGUAGGAGAAAAACACAAUUCAAUAAAGUGGAUAGGCAUUAAAUAUAUUUAAUGUGAAUGACAGCGACAUUAAGUGACACAGAGACAGUUUUAUGUAUUUCAGGAUAAACUCAUGUCAGUGAACUUUGCAGAUUUUCAGGUUAGUUUAGCUUUGCUAGCUGCUAACAAAGAGACCCGGAAGUUAUCAAAAGAUCGCUCAGCACAGGUCAAGCGUGAGUUUAAAGUGUGGUGAUUGUGUGAAAAAAGUACAAACUUUUGUCUGUAAUAUGUUGACUUUAUUUUUCUCAAUAUACUGCAUAUUUUUCCAUUUUUGCUGUUUUCUUGCUAUAUUUGUAGAAUGUGCCGUGGGCUAAUAAAUCAUGCCGCUACCUCAAUGUUCCUCAGAGUUUUAAAUAAAUAAAUAAAUUACUCUGA
Molecule: messenger RNA, 3010 nt
Organism: Dunckerocampus dactyliophorus (ringed pipefish)
Lineage: Eukaryota; Metazoa; Chordata; Actinopteri; Syngnathiformes; Syngnathidae
Product: zinc finger protein 649-like
Exons: 2
Coding region: 474-1427 (317 amino acids)
Biological process (GO): regulation of transcription by RNA polymerase II
Cellular component (GO): nucleus
Molecular function (GO): RNA polymerase II cis-regulatory region sequence-specific DNA binding; DNA-binding transcription factor activity, RNA polymerase II-specific
Source: RefSeq, a predicted model, not a curated record